This is a messenger RNA of Phragmites australis (common reed), 1691 nucleotides long. Its product is annotated as protein LIGULELESS 1-like. The transcript has 3 exons. The record is from RefSeq and is a predicted model, not a curated record. Bases 355 to 1503 code for a protein of 382 amino acids. Gene Ontology annotation, molecular function: DNA binding. Lineage: Eukaryota; Viridiplantae; Streptophyta; Magnoliopsida; Poales; Poaceae. Gene Ontology annotation, cellular component: nucleus.
GGCUAGCCGCCCAGCUAGAUAUAACCCAAAACUCACUCCACCACUCGUUCGAACAUGGAGCCCUAGAUGAAAAGUACCCUCCUCCCCCAGCGGCAAAAGAGAUCCCGAGAAGGGCGCUGCCGGUGCGCAUAUAUUGUGUCAUCGCCGUCACCGGCCCAUGCCCCCCGGAACUCGAUCCCCCAGCCAUAGUGUCCAGCGAGUGAGCGAGCUGCGAGGGAAGAGAGAGGAGUGUGCGUCCUUGCUGCGUCCUCCCCUCCGUCCCUAAUCCAUUUCCGUGUGCGUGCUAGCUAGCCCCGCGUGCGGCGUGCCACACAGAUCGAUCGAUCAUAAAGCGAGAGGGGGAGAGCCGGGAAGAUGAUGAACAUACCGGCUGCCGCCAACGCUUGCGACGAGUUCCCCUAUGUCCCAGCUCCCAAUCCGGCCCCUCCUUCUCUGCUCCCAAUCAUGGAGCAGGAGAGCAGCAUCCAGAGGGAGCACCUCGGCUACAACCUGGAGGCCAACUCCCUAGCUCUCCUUCCCCCGUCCAACGCCGGCGCCGCCCACCACACCACCAUCGACAGCCACAGUCCCCAUGACAUCCUCCAAUUCUAUCCUUCCUCGCACUACCUGAACGCCGGCAACCCCUACAGCCACUUUGCCGGGAGCACCUUCCAGCCGUACUACCCGCCGGCGCAGGCCACGCCGGAGUACUACUUCCCCACCCUGGUCAGCUCGGCGGAGGAGAAUAUGGCGAGCUUCGCGGCGACGCAGCUGGGGCUCAACCUCGGCUACCGGACCUACUUCCCGCCAAGAGGGGGGUACACCUACGGGCACCACCCGCCGCGGUGCCAAGCGGAGGGAUGCAAGGCCGAUCUCUCCAGCGCCAAGCGCUACCACCGGCGGCACAAGGUGUGCGAGCACCACUCCAAGGCGCCGGUCGUCGUCACCGCCGGAGGCCUGCACCAGAGGUUCUGCCAGCAGUGCAGCAGAUUCCAUCUGCUGGAUGAGUUCGACGACGCCAAGAAGAGCUGCAGGAAGCGCCUUGCGGACCAUAACCGCCGCCGGAGGAAGUCAAAGCCGUCCGAUGGCGAUGCCGCAGACAAGAAAAGGGCACAAGCGAACAAAGCAGCAGCUGCUAAAGACAAAGCAGGAAGUAGCAGCAAGAACAUGGACAUCGGAGACGGGCUGGGGACACAAAUACUGGGAAGCUCACUCUUGUCCAAAGAACAAGAUCAAGCCAUGGAUCUUGGAGAGGUGGUGAAAGAAGCAGUGGAUCCCAAGGGGAAGGCAUCGAUGCAACAGCAAGCACAUCAUCACGGCAUCCAUCAACAGAACCACCUUGGCUUCCCUUUUCCUUCGUCGUCAGAUGGCUCCUGCUUCCCCCAGAGCCAAGCAAUCUCAAGUGAUAACACAUCAAAUAUAGCUCAAGUGCAAGAGCCAAGCUUGGCGUUCCACCAGCACCACCAACACAGCAACAUCCUUCAGCUCGGGCAGGCGAUGUUUGAUCUUGACUUCGAUCACUAGUCAAUGUUUAAUUCUCUCUCUCUCUCUCUCUCUCUCUCUCUCUCUCUCUCUCUCUCUCUCUCUCUCUCUCUCUCUCUCUCUCUCUCUCUCAUGUGUGUGUGCGCGCGCGCGUACGUCCGAACAUUUCUCUUUAAAUUAUCUGUGGUAACUACCGUGUAAUCUGGACAUAAUAAUGAUAGUUUAUGCUU